UUCACGCUUCUCCUCCUCCUCGAGCGCCCGCGACGCGAGGGCGAGGGCGAGGCGGCCGGCGGCGGGGGAGUCGUCCUCCGGGCCUCUGGGUUGGGUUGGGUCGGUAUGGCGACGGGAGGGGGAGGGAUGGGGGCGGCGGGGGGAGGAGGAGGAGGGGGAGUUGGGGGCAGGAUGCCGACGUGGAGGGAGAGGGAGAACAACAAGAGGAGGGAGCGGCGGCGGCGGGCGAUCGCCGCCAAGAUCUUCGCCGGCCUGCGCGCCCACGGAGGGUACAAGCUCCCCAAGCACUGCGACAACAACGAGGUGCUCAAGGCGCUCUGCAACGAGGCCGGCUGGGUCGUCGAGCCCGACGGCACCACCUACCGCAAGGGAUACAAGCCUCCUGAACGAAUGGAUGUGAUUGGGUGCUCCGUAUCACCAAGCCCAUGUUCCUCGUAUCAACCAAGCCCACGGGCAUCAUACAAUGCAAGUCCUACUUCCUCUUCGUUCCCUAGUGGUGCAUCUUCCCCCUUCCUUCCUCAUCCGAGUAACAUGGCCAAUGGUGUUGAUAACAACCCCAUCCUCCCAUGGCUUAAGACACUGUCCCAUUCUCCCGCAUCGAAGAAACAUCCACAACUCCCCCCAUUGUUGAUUCAUGGUGGCUCCAUUAGUGCGCCUGUAACUCCUCCAUUAAGUUCACCAACUGCUCGUACUCCUCGAAUGAAGACUGAUUGGGAUGAAUCAAAUGCCCAGCCUCAAUGGACUGGUUCGAACAGUCCAUGUGUGGUGAACUCCAGCCCACCCAGCCCUGGACGCACAAUGCUUCCAGACCCAGCAUGGUUAGCUGGUAUCCAAAUCUCAUCAACAAGUCCAUCAUCACCGACAUUUAGUCUUGUGUCGACAAAUCCAUUUAGCGUCUUUAAAGACGCAAUUCCUGUGGGAAACAGUUCAUCGAGGAUGUGCACGCCAGGGCAGAGCGGCACAUGCUCCCCUGCAAUUCCCGGCAUGGCACCGCACCCAGAUAUUCACAUGAUGGAUGUGGUUUCUGACGAGUUUGCAUUUGGAAGCAGCACCAACGGUGGCCAUCAGGCAGCUGGUCUGGUGAGGGCGUGGGAAGGCGAGAGGAUUCAUGAGGACUCUGGAUCGGAUGACCUAGAGCUCACCCUUGGAAGCUCUAGGACGAGAGCUGCUGCUUAGCAACAAAAAUUCUAACCUGGAGGCAUUCUUGUCUGUAGCUUAUUUGUUCCUGUUGAUUAGUUUCUGAAAGAGAGACCAAUCGUGUGGUUCCUUCAGAUAGCUUCACUUGUGAUGAUAAUUGUGUUAUUUAUGUGGAACACGACCUAGAGAGAAAAAAGGGCUUAAUGCGGCCAAUUCCAGCUGUGAUUGGUAACCCAUCACCUGCUGGUAGGUAAUCUCAGCUGGCUGUA
Molecule: messenger RNA, 1406 nt
Organism: Oryza brachyantha (malo sina)
Lineage: Eukaryota; Viridiplantae; Streptophyta; Magnoliopsida; Poales; Poaceae
Product: protein BZR1 homolog 2
Exons: 2
Coding region: 106-1176 (356 amino acids)
Biological process (GO): DNA-templated transcription; brassinosteroid mediated signaling pathway
Molecular function (GO): DNA-binding transcription factor activity
Source: RefSeq, a predicted model, not a curated record